GCUCACCUCCUGCUGUGCCCCCUCUUCCUAAGUUUCAUGGAAGACAAUUUUUCCAGGGACUAAUAGGUCACGGGUUGGUAUUGGUCUGUGGCCUGGGGAUGGGGGACUGCAGCCCUAGAUGACAUAGUAUCACACACACAGAGACUAAACAGAAUGUCCAGUGAGGCAUGAGCCAAUGAGAAGACAUGGCCAGGCCUCUGCACACACAGCAGGACAGACAGAGAAAGGUCCAGUGUGUAUAGAAAAAGGAUGCAGAGUCUUCUGGAAGAAAUCAUAAUUUACCUUCAAAAAAGGGAAGAGAAUUCUUGAGUACUGUGGAAUAGCUUAAUAACAACUUGAAUUGCAUAAAGCAUAAGCUCAGAAGUGAUAAAAUAACAGCAUGAAGUGAAAAGGUAAAAUACAGAGCCAAGGAGACACUUAGAAAAUCAGUUUGCAGAGCCAACAAAUAAAUUAGAAGCAGCUAGGAACAGAAUACUCAUGGUUGAAAAAUUAACUUACAGCAAAAGCUUGACAUAUUUACAGAGUACAGAAGAAAAAGAAUGAAACAGGAAAAAAUGAUGGGUGUGUGAAACAGGUGGAGAACAUUACAGGUGAUGGGAUUUCCUAGAGGUGGAGAAAGGCUUUCUGUUCUUCGGUUCAAGUUCCUCUUGGAAUUAUGUUUUUAAGUUGCAGAGAAUUGACAACUCCAGACAUCACUCAUUUGGAAGUGUGUAAACAUUGACACAUGGGUGAAAAUAAAUGUUCAUGUGCUUCCUCAAAGAACACCAAUGAGAUGAAAGAUUUAUUUAUAGCCUGAGACCUGAAAAUUCCCCUUUGAAGCAGUUUGUUUCCUGGCAUUGCUGCUCAGAGCUCCCCUCCCCCACUCUGUGAUGAUUUUCUUUGGUUUGCAGGAAGGGAUCUCUUGCUAAAUGUGAAUACUGACCUGCUGAGCAUAGGGCAAGCAUAUUUUGCUACUUUUCCUACAACAGGACCACUAUGUAGGAUGGGUUUUUAUGGAGAAGCAAAAAUUUGUUAUUCUGUCAGACAUCUGUGGUUAAUCAUUUACCUUUUCUACAUUUUUUUAAAUCUCUUAAGUAAGUCAGGGUGAUAGGUUAGCAUGCAAGAAGAACAAACAGAUCCAGUAACAUUUACUACUAUGGACUAGAAAACUGAACUUCCAUUUCUUGCAGGCCACCACCAAGUAUGGCUUAGAAUCUUUACCUUGCAAAUUGCUGUGGGGAGACCAUAGAGCAGAAGUGAAAUUGGUUUCUGGAAUGGACUUGUCAUGAAUUAUUCAUUCACUACCUCAUUCCUUGGAAAUCAGCUGGAGGAAGUAAUUAGUCCAGUUUGAUCAUGGGAGUGUUAUGCUGAGGGCUUCAGCAAGCCCUCACAAGUCCAGCUGCAACAACCAACCAUGUGCUUCUGCUGGCUGCUAUAGGGGGCAGCUGCUGUGCAGGCAGAGCCCGCCCCAGUGCGGAGCACGGGGACCAUGCUGCAGGCGAGAGCUGUGCUGAGGACUCUCCAAUGCAUUCUUUCUGGAAAAUGAAGCUUCAGCAUGAGAAGACUUUGGGACAUUCCAUGAGUUAUUCAAGCAACAUUUCUAAGGCUGGGAGUCCUCCAUCAGCGUCAGCUCCGGCUCCGGUGUCUGCCUUCUCUCGCACUUCUGUCACACCAUCCACCCAGGACAUCUGCAGUUCCAGUGCAGUGUUUUCUGAGUGUUGUCACCACAGUCCCGUGCAGUCUGCUGUUGUCUUGAAAACUCCUCAAUGCCAGAGUUCUCUGACACAAGGGCUCACUGUGACAGUUAUCUGUAAAGAUACAGUACAGGCAUCAAAGAGAAAUUCCUUUGGUUCAGAAUGGGUCCAGGCCUUGAAGCCUGGUAAGAAUACCAAAGCCAGAAGAACACUAAAGUUCUCAAAGUCCCUAAAUGAUGUGGGUGAGAAGGCCCAAGAUACUUUGGAAAGUUUUGACUAUGUGGAAAGAACUUGUUCUGAAGGAAAGUUAAUACUCCCUCAAGAUCCACGUCUCAGAAUUAACAGGUUCCAUCAUAAAGAAAAAAGAACGCUGAUCUGCAGACCUCUUGGCGGUUCCAAACAUUCUUGUGUUUCAUCUCUUUCUGCCACCUGUUCAACUGCCUCAGAAGUGGGAGCUGGCAAGGGAGGUGUGCACAUCCCGCCCUUGGACCAGAAAGGAGAUGGCGAGGCCGCGUCCAGAAGCCGGCGGCUGCUCCGGUACCUGCUCUCUCUCUCGCGUGGCUCGAGCACCAGCAGCCUGCACAGGUUCCACGAGCUGGAGAGCUGUGCCGCUCACCUGCAUGCCGCUAAGUCCUCCAGUGGGCUGGCCGGGAGCACCGGCUUCUGCUCCGACGAAAUGGGAGACGACGACGUCUUUGAGGACAGCACGUCCACAAAACUGAAAAGCAGGGUUCUGCGGGCGCCCCUCUGCUCCACAGAAAAGGACAGCGACCUGGAUUGUCCUUCUCCCCUCUCUGAGAAAUGUCCCCCCAUGUCCCCUGUGUCCACAUCAGGGGAUGCCUGCAGGAUCUGUCACUGUGAGGGAGAUGACGACAGCCCUCUGAUCACGCCCUGCCGCUGCACGGGAAGCCUCCACUUUGUGCACCAGGCCUGCCUGCAGCAGUGGAUCAAGAGCUCUGACACUCGCUGCUGCGAGCUCUGCAAGUACGAGUUCAUCAUGGAGACCAAACUGAAGCCUUUGAGAAAAUGGGAGAAGCUGCAGAUGACAGCCAACGAGCGCAGGAAGAUCAUGUGCUCAGUGACGUUCCAUGUCAUCGCCAUCACCUGUGUGGUCUGGUCCUUGUAUGUGCUCAUCGACCGCACCGCUGAGGAGAUCAAGCAGGGGCAGGUAACAGGAAUCCUAGAGUGGCCCUUUUGGACUAAAUUGGUGGUUGUGGCCAUUGGCUUCACUGGAGGACUUCUUUUUAUGUAUGUUCAGUGCAAAGUAUAUGUGCAAUUAUGGAAGAGACUCAAGGCUUAUAACAGAGUGAUCUAUGUUCAGAAUUGUCCAGAAACAAGCAAAAAGAAUAUUUUUGAAAAAUCUGCACUAACGGAGCCCAACUUUGAAAAUAAAGAUGGACGUGGAGUCUGUCAUUCCGACACAAACUCUUGUUGCACAGAGCCUGAAGACACUGGAGCAGAAAUCAUUCACGUUUGAUUGUGUGGAGGGUGUAGUUUUCCUGGACAUCUGUGAAGAGCUGAAGGAAAUUGUUUACUGCCAAUCGUGUACCUUUCUUAUAUCCUUUAAUAGUAUAGACUGGGCAGGUAACUAUUGUUAGUGGCCUCUCUUUUUCUGAACCCUCUUUAAUGAAUCUCCUCGAAAGCCCUUCCAGGAGCCAGGCAUGGCUGGGUCCCCCUCUGCCAGGCUGCUCUGUGGGAAGAGAAGGUGGAAGACCUCAUGACGCCAUGAUGGGGAGACGGCUGAGUGCCCACCCAUGAUCAUGAACAGAACAAGAGAAUCAAAUGCCAAACCUGAGGGAAGAGCAGGAGCAAGGGGCACCAGCCCUGAUGUGCAGCUUCUUCCAGCUUGCAGCCUCCAGGCCCUGGAGUGCAGUGCUGGGAAGUGUCUGGCCUUGAGGAGAGGAUCCCUCUGCGCUAAGGAGAGCCCCUCCAGGCACACUCGUGCCCGCCCUCUGCUGAUGCUGCCGCCUUGCUCUCUCAAGCAGGCAGUGCCUGGUGCUCUGUGUGUCAUGGCGUGUGAUUCACUGAGCAGACAGCACUUUACAGAAGAGAAUCUUUAUUUUGUGAUACGUGUGUCCAGUGGGAUUGACACUUAAAGAACAUCUCAUUUAGAAAUCUUCCCUUUGUUACCCUUGUUAUCUCUUUUACAUCAUAAUAGAUCUAAAACCCUUUUUGCCUUAUAUAUGCUAAGAAGCGUGACAUUCACUCUGUGUCCGUCCGUAAGACAGACUUGUGACUUUAAAACGGGACAGAUCUGAGGCUUUUGCAUAAUAGAUUUCAUGGGAAUUAAUGGAUGUUAAAUGGCAAUUAGAGCAUAAUUCCUAUGCUUUUGAGCUUGUUUUAUGACAAGUCCUUAUUUCAUAAGCCUGCCCCAUACAUUUCUUUUUGGUCAACACUGAAAAAGAAGAGUUUUUGAGAUCUAAGUGGAAGGAAAGGAAGUGAGUAAUUACUUAAAAAAUAUUCCUUUGUAGACAAAUCUCUCCAGUGGUGCUGACUUCACACUGAAGGAGCAGCCACGUGCCGUCUUGGUCGGGCGUGUGUGCUGCAGGUGCUCCUCGGCGCUGGCCCGCCACGCAGUUCUGCUUGGGGAAGGUUCUGUGGAGUCACUGCUGAGGGCCAAGAGGCAAGUGAGCUGGCUCUAGGACGAGGACCAGGUGUGAGCAGCAAACUUCCAGGGUCUCCAGCCACAUACCUGCCCGUCUGUCGCCUUAACUGGACUGAACAGACAGGAUCCUUUUAGGGGCCCUUGGCCCCACUGUUGGUCCAUUCUGUCAUCAGGGAUUAUCUCCUAUACCAGUUUCAUAAAACAAACAAAACCAAAAUCACUACCAUCAAAUGGCCUUUAUCCCUUCGAAAAGUCUGCUUAAAAUUCUGUUUUUAAAACCCAUUUCCAUAGUACCAGGCAAAUAAAGAAUCAACUCCAGUAAAGUAGGCAAGGAGGGCCUAUACCAGGGUGAGCAGGCCACAUGCUGUCUGUCCAGGUGACUUUCAUCCAGCUGGCAGAGAGUGGUGAGGUGCCUGGGGGUCCUGGCCUCACUCUCUCUCAGCCUUAGGCACCUUGUCCGUCAUCCUGUUAAAAGAAGUAAGCAAACACAAGGUAAUUUCUUUGCCUUUCAGAGUAGAAACCUGUGGCUUGUUUUGAGGUUGAAAGGUCUCUAAGCUCUGGGAGCGGGCACAUUGGAGUCACUAGUCCUGGUCUGUGGAGCUGCCCUGCCAUGGCCUUUCUUUGGGCGGACAGGCACUGUCCAGCCAGCACUGUUUGGCUCCUGAAAACAGGUCAGCCUGUCCUCUCUCCCAGGCCACAUCCAGCCUGUGCCUGUGUUCACUGUGCCCCAAAGUGCAAUUACCCACACCCCUUCACAUUCUGGGGACACCAGGCAGCCACAGAUUGUCCACUCAGGGGAGCUGAAUCCCAGCUCAGCCCUGCCACUGCCUCUUAGGAACUCCGCCCAGGCAAGGCCCCUGGUUUUGUACGCUUGUCUCUGCCACCCUCCAACAGUGGAUGAGGGGUUGAAGUGAAGACUGGGAUAGAUUUUUAAGUGUGAAUUCUCCCUCAGCCAUGGAACCCCUUCUGCUGAAUUUGAAAAGCACUGAGACUUCCUGUAGAGAGGAAAGUGUGCUGAGGUAGGGAUAGCCCCUGGGCAGCCCACCCAGUGUGGCUGGCACCCCCUUACGGCAGGGGUGCCUUUGGUGUCACUCCCAUGCCCAACCAGAUUCUCAUGUGAAGCCGUCUCCCUUUUCAGGAAGGCCUAACACCAUCUCAUCAUCUCUGGCCACUCUGUGGACAGUCCACCCACAUCCUUCUUUCCCUUCCUGGCGGGGCACACAGCUACCCCCUUGACUUGACUUUUCUUGCAGGUUCUAUCUAGUUCAGCACCUCUGAUCCAUCCAGCCCUCCAGUGACUCACUAGUAGUGAAGUGGGAAGCCUGGAAGGGGGUGCUCUGCUGCCAUCUAGUGGGGACACAGUAUCUGCCAGUAUUCCUUUUGUCUGGGUGACUUGCCAAGUUCCUUUGGGGGGCUAUUUAUUCCCCAGCCCUCCCCCCUUAUUUUGCAUUUUGGUUUAGUAGUAGGAUGGCAUUUAGCCGAAUCAUAUAGAAUCCCAGAAUGAGGUUUCAGGGCCAGGAGGUGUGAUAUUUGCAGGCCAGGGAAGGGGAAGAGGUAAGCAGUCUCCGGUGUGUCACUAGCCAGCCCUCUCUCUGAUUUGGUCUUUUCUCCCAUAAGUACCACUUUCAGGUUUCUGACUUCAGCAGUAAAUGGAUUUUUGUGUUCAAGUCUAUUGUGAGACUUUCUUGGAAACCCUAUAAAAGAUCUUUUUCUACUCUAGGCCUCUAAUGUCUCUGUUUUUUGCUUCAAUCCCUCUUUUCAGUCAUAUAUGCCUAGUUUCUGCCUGUUCAUGUGCCCUACCUGGCCACAGGUGUGCAGGCCCCCAGCAGCUGGGCCAGUUUGGGAACCUCUGGUGAUGCCUGCAGGGCUCGAGGAGGGCUGGGGCCAGCAGGGAGAGCUUCACAUUGCUGUGGACAUGGCUGGUUGCAAAUACAUUUGAAAUACUUUCCCUUUUGAAUCUGGUUUGAAAUGUGCAGCUUCCAUCUCUAGCCCAAGGAAAGACCAAAACGUAGGGAAAUAAAAGCAUUUAUCUUUGUUUUGGAAGUCAUUGUUCAAGCUGUGCACCUGAUCAGGCACAUUUAGAUGCAAUGUUUAUAGAAAGUUGAUUGUUAAUAAAAACCAAAUUUACACUGGCAUGUGUGGUGUAGUUUCUAAAAGGCACUUCACAUUUGAAAUUUUUCUUAUCUUAGAAAGUUUCUAGUUAUCUGAAUGUCUGGUUUUGUAUUCUUUUGUGUAUGUUCACUGUUUCCCAGUAUUACCACUUGAAUAAUUCUCUGUACAGGGGGCUUGUUUGUGCUAUACACUAGGGUGUCUAAUUGCAGCAAUAAAGCCUUUCUUUACAAAGGA
Molecule: messenger RNA, 6624 nt
Organism: Microcebus murinus (gray mouse lemur)
Lineage: Eukaryota; Metazoa; Chordata; Mammalia; Primates; Cheirogaleidae
Source: RefSeq, a predicted model, not a curated record